Messenger RNA from Branchiostoma belcheri (Belcher's lancelet), 1622 nucleotides. RefSeq names its product bone morphogenetic protein 1-like. Gene Ontology annotation, molecular function: protein binding. Bases 65 to 1525 code for a protein of 486 amino acids. The record is from RefSeq and is a predicted model, not a curated record. The transcript is spliced from 11 exons. Lineage: Eukaryota; Metazoa; Chordata; Leptocardii; Amphioxiformes; Branchiostomatidae.
AGUACCAUCCUCAAGAACCCAAGGGAACAGACAAGAUUCGCCGUCUGGAUAUACACGCGGUGUCAUGAAGCAACUUUUGAGCACGGCUGCACUCUUUCUCUUCCUUGUGAUAGAAACAGCCGCACAGGAACACGACUGUAACUUCGGUGUGGUGCUGAGUGUGACGGAUGGCGGGGUUCAGGAGGGGUCCGUUAUCACCCCUCUCUACGGAACCGCCAACUACCCCAGCAGUCUAAGCUGCGAGUGGGUCAUCGAGGCUCCGGAAAACCACAAAAUAUCCCUGGUGUUCCGCGAUAGCUUCGGCAUCGAGGCUCACUCAACAUGUGACUACGAUUACCUUGUGGUCCAUGACGGACCGACCUCCGCAUCCACAUUGCUGGGGCGGCUCUGCGGCGCAACUGCUCCCGCCGACAUCCAGGCGACCGGAAACCAAGUGUACCUAGCUUUCGAGUCUGACUACAGUGUGGCCGGGGCCGGGUUUGCGGUAGACUGGUCCACCACCUGCGUGGACGGCACCACCUCGUGUGACGACGCUCCGGUGUGCUUCACCUCCGCCCAGGAGUGUGACGGCACGCAGACGUGCGCAGACUUCCAGGACGAGACGGGGUGUCUGGCGGCGUACGGGCUCGACACAUGUGGGGAGAGCAUCGAUGCCUCCACUGCCGGGAGCGUGUCCUCGCCGAACGGAAGCCUGCCCUUCUUCCCGCCCGGCGUCGCCUGUGACUGGGACUUCGCGGCUCCCGCAGGAUACCAGCUCAUCUUCACUGCGACAGCAGGGGAAGGCGUCGACUGCACUACCGCUUCUGCCGAGCUGACUGAAGGCUCGAAUACCCACGAUAUCUGCAACCGAACUACUACGUUCAUCGUCAACACCAACGAAGCGGAGCUGUCGGUGAGCGGGCCCAUCGCCGAGGACGGGUUCUCCCUGUCCUGGAUCCCCUGCUCCCCAGACCAGGUUCUGUGCGCGGCGGACUACGCGUGUCUCCCGGUGGAGGCCAAUUGUAACGGCACGGAGGAGUGCAGCACGGGGGACGACGAGGCGGACGCACUCUGCCUAAUUCCGACGACCACCAUCCCAACGACAACGGAGGAGCCCACCACCACUGUCUUCUCAAACAUCACUGUUGUCACGGAAGAUCCCGCAGACCGACUGUCAUGCUACACGUGUAACGGAACGGGAGACUGCAUCAGCAAUCCGGCCAACGUCGCCUCGACUACCUGUGAAGACGGCGAACACUGCUGGGUCGAGCGGAUUGGAGAGGCUGGCAGUUCGUUUGGGCUGAGAGUGGAGCGAGGCUGCGGGGACGUGUGUAGCAGCUACUGGGAACAAGAGGCGUGCGAAACGCCACAAGGGCGGCCGAAGGUGUGCAUGAAAUGCUGCAGCGACGUUGACGACUGUAACGACUUUAUCAUGACCGGGCACAACGAGGGACAGGGCGGGGACGCCACGGCGGCGGUACCCUGUCUCUGGGUCACCGCGCUGGCAGUCAUGCUGGUCUCUUACGUCACACGCACACUGCAGUAGUCUACAGCCCUUUCACACUUCCCAUAAUGCCUAGUAAAGAUCACGGAUAUGACGUAUGGCCAACCCCCUCCCCCUUCCUCGAUGUAAUAUUUCCAAC